Messenger RNA from Rhopilema esculentum, 1452 nucleotides. RefSeq lists its product as uncharacterized. Gene Ontology annotation, cellular component: nucleus. Gene Ontology annotation, molecular function: DNA-binding transcription factor activity, RNA polymerase II-specific; sequence-specific DNA binding. Gene Ontology annotation, biological process: cell differentiation; regulation of transcription by RNA polymerase II. The record is from RefSeq and is a predicted model, not a curated record. NCBI's taxonomy places the organism in Eukaryota, Metazoa, Cnidaria, Scyphozoa, Rhizostomeae, Rhizostomatidae.
AUAAAACGAGGUUUGUUGUUGAAGUAUACCCUUUGCUCACGAAGAAGGAAGACGAAUUUAGAAUCUAAGUGUCCGUUCAACAACGAUACAUGCUAGAGAAACCAAAGUACGAUUUGCAAAGUGCAAUUUAUAUUGCUCAAACUUUGGAGGGUUGCAAGAGCAGCAAGGUCUCAUCGAAGACACGAGGCAGAUCCCGGCUUUCGCAAAGUGCGUCGGAAACGUUCGGCGAUGGCAGGAUGGUGCACCAUCCAAUAACAAAUGGCCGUCGAAUGGCGCCGCAUCCAUAUUCCAGAAAAUGCCCGCCUGUCCGACCGAGAUCACUGUCAUGCAGUACAACAAACUCCAAAAAGUCUUAUGGCGAUUUGCUCACAAAAAGACCCCUGCAGGGACUAUUUCCAGAACAGGGAAAGACAAGUUUGCCUCCUGAAGAUAUAGCAAGGAUUCAAAACUUAGUAGAGCCAAAAUUUUCAAUCUUUGGAGGCAUUUAUGAUUGCAAUGAGACUCCAAAACCAUUCCAAGAUUAUUUCACAUCAGAGAGUGAUCGCAAGAGAAAGAUUCUGAAAUAUCUGCAAGGUGCCAUAGAUGAUGUUUCAAUAAAAAGUGAAGAUGAGUCAGAAAGCAGCCUAAUGGAAUUCAAUGAAAUGGAUUUUGGCAUGAGCCCGCAAAUUGCCGACAAUGUGUUUUCAGUUGGACAGCAGCUUCCAGACGAGGUAUUGAUGAUAGCCGAUUAUCAGGUAGCAAGUGAUCAGAAAGUCGAACAAGAUUUUGACAGUACACUGGCUCAGUGUGAAGAAGCAGUGAGUCCCCUUUCAAAGCUUGAGGAGAUGAAGAGACUUCUUCCAGCUGUUGAAAUGAAAGGAGCCUCAUCUUCAUCGGCACUUCCUGGUAGUCCAGGAUCACCUGCAAGCUCUGUGUCAUCUGGCUCAAGUAAAGAAGCAGAUAAAGGGCCUGUCUCCAAAAAGCUGGUUUCGCCUUACAGUGGUAUUGGUCAGAUGUAUUUGUGGCAAUUCAUAGUGCACGCACUUGCAAAAGGUGAGCAUGGUAUAGCUUGGGUGAACCAGGAUGCCUGCGAGUUCAAGUUCACACAUACAGAUGCCAUUGCAAAAGCUUGGGGAAGAUGCAAAAACAAUACAAAUAUGACCUACGAAAAGAUGUGUCGAGGCCUGAGAGGCUACUACAAGAGCAUUCUGCGUAAAGUACCAGAUCACCGUCACGUGUUUCAGUUCAUUGACGAAGAUGUGCAAAACCUCUGCAAGACAAUGCAAAAUGUUGAGGGAUCCAGCUCAGUUGGGCUGCUACCCUAAAGAACUGUAAAGACAUUUCUUUACACGCGUAAAGUUGGUAGGAAUAUAUCUAUACAUUUUGGCUUUAUGGUGACGUCGGCAUGCAACUUUCCAUGACGUUUUUAAAGUAAAUGUUUCUAUUCGCCAGUUGACAAUCAACUGAAACCCC